This is a messenger RNA of Arachis stenosperma, 774 nucleotides long. RefSeq lists its product as uncharacterized. The transcript has a single exon. The record is from RefSeq and is a predicted model, not a curated record. Gene Ontology annotation, molecular function: zinc ion binding; nucleic acid binding. Bases 1 to 774 code for a protein of 257 amino acids. Lineage: Eukaryota; Viridiplantae; Streptophyta; Magnoliopsida; Fabales; Fabaceae.
AUGAAAUUUGCAACCUAUAUGCUGGAGGGAGAAGCUGAACACUGGUGGCAUGGAGUGCAACGCUUGUUAAGGCAGGUGGUGGAAGAGAUUGACUGGGAUACUUUUAAGGAGGAAUUUUACAAAAAGUACUUCCCUAGAACUGUUCGUGAUGCUAAAGAAAUGGAACUGAUGCAGUUGACGCAGGGGAAUAUGUCAGUAGCAGAAUAUACUCGAAAAUUUGAGGAUUUGUGCCGAUUCUCUAAGAUCUGUCAGGGUAACCCAGAUGAUUUUGAGGAAUGGAAGUGUUUGAAGUACGAAGGAGGACUCUACGAAGAACUAAUGCACUCGUUGGUACCACUGCAAAUACGAAAUUUUGCAGAGCUUGUCAAUAGGAGUCAGUUGGUGGAAGACUAUACCAAGAAGGUGGCGGCAGCAAAGAUGAAUCGUCAAGAAUUACCUCCGAAAAAUUUUAAUCGGUAUAUAGCCCCUCAGGGAAGGAACUUUAAAAUGAAUAGGACACUUUCUUAUGGGAAUCAGCAAGCUAGUAAUCUUCCUGCUCGUGACAAUAUCGAUAGGCAAGGACGAGAUACUGGAAAGCGACCACAGCCAGCACUAACAAACCUUGUUUGUAAUCAGUGUGGGAAGAACCAUGGUAGGAAUCCAUGUCGAUUGGGUUCGAGCAUUUGUUAUUUUUGUGGUAUGCCUAGACACAUAGCGAGGAAUUGUGAGAAGAAGAUUGCUCAAGAUUCAGCUAAAUCUCAACAGCCAGGAAGAGUAUUUACAAUGAUGACUUAA